AUGCUUAACAUUGUGACCAUUGCCAUAGAUAUUUGCCUUCUCAUGGUUGCAGUUCCAUGGGAUUGGUUUAUUAUUUUUACGAUGAUCUCUGAGAGAGUGAGAAACAAAAGGCUUGGUAGAAGUGAACAGCUGAUCUGCGUCAUCAGUGCUUUCAACUGCUUUUAUUACCUAAUAAAAGUCAGCAGAUACCUCAAUCUCUUGCUAAUCAUGCACAGCAUCUCCAUUUUCAGCAAGAAAUAUAAAAUGGGAGAAUUCAUUUUUCUGCUUACUAUGGUGUCCAGCAAACUCUGGGUUUCCAACUGGCUGUGCGCAUACUUUUGUCUGAAAAUAGUUCGUGUCAACCACAAGUUUUACAUCUGCCUACAAAGACUGUUUCCCAAAUUAUGUCCGUGGAUACUUAUUAUAUCUAUAUUUGUAUCUUUCGUUCUAAGUCUUACUGAAGUAUGCCUGAAUGAUGAAAAGCUUCUUGAUUUUCCCUACAAUCAAAAUGUAUCUUCCAAUACAGUGUUCCAAAAUGUCAAUUUUAUUGCACAAGUAUACAUCAUGUUCUGCUUAGCUGCUAUCCUGAUUUUCAUUAUUUUGGCUUUGACAAUCAUUGGCUCUCUGUGCAGGCACAUGAAUCGAAUGAAGAACAAUUUGAAUGGAACCAGAAUAAGCAAUGUAGAGGCUCAUGUUCAGGCAUCCAAGACACUUGUCAUCCUCCUGUUUACCAAUGUUAUCUGGUUUAACAUUGCAAAUUUAUUAAUUAUUGAUACCCCAAAAGGUUUAAAUAAUGUAACUCCUCCUCUCCUCACUCUGAAUACUCUCCUCAGCUCUGUAAACCUAAUAAGAGGAAAUAAUACACUUAAAAAUAAACUGUCUGAUAUUUUAAUAUGCUUAUCUUGUUGUAGUCAAGCUUAG
Messenger RNA from Xenopus tropicalis (tropical clawed frog), 900 nucleotides. It is a transcript of the gene t2r9, whose product is annotated as bitter taste receptor 9. Gene Ontology annotation, molecular function: bitter taste receptor activity; G protein-coupled receptor activity. Bases 1 to 900 code for a protein of 299 amino acids. NCBI's taxonomy places the organism in Eukaryota, Metazoa, Chordata, Amphibia, Anura, Pipidae. The transcript has a single exon. Gene Ontology annotation, cellular component: membrane. The record is from RefSeq and is marked provisional. Gene Ontology annotation, biological process: G protein-coupled receptor signaling pathway; sensory perception of taste.